Messenger RNA from Prosopis cineraria, 826 nucleotides. Its product is annotated as CASP-like protein 5B2. Bases 232 to 696 code for a protein of 154 amino acids. NCBI's taxonomy places the organism in Eukaryota, Viridiplantae, Streptophyta, Magnoliopsida, Fabales, Fabaceae. Gene Ontology annotation, cellular component: membrane. The transcript has 4 exons. The record is from RefSeq and is a predicted model, not a curated record.
UUUUCAAGGUUUGUGCAUUCCAGUUUGUUUGAGACAUCCCCCCUCGUUUAAACAAAGAGAAGAAGGAAAACGAAAAGAAAGCCUUUAGAAAUCAAAAUAAUCUCUCAGACCUGUAGUGAAGUGGUGGGUGAGCUGAAGAGAUUUGUGAAAAUGGCCGUUUUUUGAAAUCUAGGGUUUCUUCAGGGGCCCUUUUCCUCAACAAAAGGGCCCUCGAUCACUCUAAAGAAGAAGAUGAAGCGAUUGCUAGGGGGACCGGGGACUAUCACAGGGUUGAUGUUGAGAUUAGCGCAAUGCGCAUUUGGUGCUGCUUCUAUUGGAGUUAUGGUCACUGCUUUUGGGUUCUCUAGCUACACUGCUUUUUGUUACUUAAUCGCAUCAAUGGGACUUCAAGUGCUCUGGAGCUUUGGUCUUGCAUGUCUUGACAUUUAUGCUGUGAGGAGAAAGAGAGACCUUCAAAAUGCAAUCCUUGUCAGCCUGUUUGUUGUGGGUGAUUGGGUAACGGCUACUUUAUCAUUGGCAGCUGCAUGCUCGUCGGCAGGAAUCAUUGUUCUUUAUUCUAAAGACCUGGAUUUCUGCAAGAUUCAAAAGAGUCUCCCUUGCAGAAGGUACCAAAUUUCUGUAGCCAUGGCUUUUAUCACCUGGGUUUUUACGGCAAUCUCAUCACACGUGAUGUUUUGGAUCUUAGCUUCUGUGUAGCUUUACCUAUUUCCCUUGCCAGAAAGAUGAUUUGCACGUUAUAUCAUCUUUGAUUUCUGUUGUAUAUUUUGUUGCACGAGUAGAUAGUUGACGCUGUAAAUUUUGCUGUAUCAGUUAGCUUGCUUCCACA